Molecule: messenger RNA, 1901 nt
Organism: Cajanus cajan (pigeon pea)
Lineage: Eukaryota; Viridiplantae; Streptophyta; Magnoliopsida; Fabales; Fabaceae
Product: Kelch repeat-containing F-box family protein
Molecular function (GO): protein binding
Source: RefSeq, a predicted model, not a curated record
CAAUCUCUUUCCACAUCACCAUUUUUUACCAUUUGGCUCAACUUGAUGCCAUCACACAUACAACAAAACCUCAUUUUACCAAUUACCAAUUACCAAUUAUCUCACACACUCACUCACCACCAUGCCAUCUGCCUCAAACAAACACAAACCCUUUCCUCCUCUCCUCUGAAUUUCCGAUUGCAUCCAUAUAAUAACACCACUUGAUUGUUCCAACAACCAUGGAAGAAUCUGAAGGAAGUGCCAGUGGUAAUCACAGUUACAGUGGAUCACCAAUCACCAACAUGGCUCAAGACUACCUCUUAACUAUCCUCCUCCUCCUCCCCAUAGAUGCAAUUCUCUCCCUAUCCAUGACUUGCAAGAGAUUCAACGCUCUCACAAACUCUGACACACUUUGGAAAUCUUUGUGCAAGAGGGACUUAGGUUCCACUUGUGUUGAGGCACUUCUCAACUCCUCCAAUCACCAACAUCACUUCCCAUGGAUGAGGCUCUACAAGCAAGUCUCUCAGAUGGAUUCUGUUUGUUGUCAUAAACUGUCACAGCCACAUGUGGAUUUGGAUUUCCCCACUGCCAGGGCUUCUCACUCUCUCAACUUUGUCUCUGAUUGUCUAGUCUUGUUUGGUGGCGGCUGUGAAGGAGGACGACAUCUUGAUGACACAUGGGUUGCAUACAUUGGCAAUGAUUUCCAAAGAAUAUUGAAAUGGCAGACAGUCCAUUCGGGCAUUCCAAGUGGGAGGUUUGGUCAUACAUGCGUGGAGAUGGGUGAUUCUCUUGUUCUCUUUGGAGGAAUCAAUGACCGUGGCAACCGUCAAAACGAUGCAUGGUUGGGGCAAGUCAUGUUCAAUGAAAACAAGAGUGUAACAUUUUCAUGGAAAAUGAUUGAUGUGGGGAAUGUUACCCCAACCCCUAGAGGGGCUCAUGCCGCAUGUUGUAUUGAUGAGAAGAGAAUGAUAAUCCAUGGAGGUAUUGGCCUUAAUGGCCUCCGUUUGGGGGACACGUGGGUGUUGGAGGUGUCAGAUAGUUCCUGCUUUGGCACGUGGCAUGAGAUUGUGACACACCCUUCACCUCCACCACGUUCAGGACACACUUUGACAUGCAUUGGGAGAAGCAGGACAAUACUAUUUGGAGGAAGAGGGUUGGGUUAUGAGGUGCUAGAUGAUGUUUGGCUAUUGGAUUCAUGCCAAGGUUAUCCGAGAUGGGUUCAAAUAGUAUAUGAUUUGCAAAGCAUACCACAUGGUGUUUCCCUUCCAAGAGUUGGUCACACAGCUACAUUGGUUUUGGGAGGAAGGUUGCUAAUUUAUGGAGGAGAAGACUCAUAUAGACACAGGAAAAAUGAUUUUUGGGAGUUAGAUAUUAGUGCCAUCCCUUGCAUCACUCUGAGCUCAAAGAAAGUGCUGACAAGAAUGUGGAAAAGAUGGAAAUCAAGUGGAUAUGAGGCAAAUGCUCGAUCCUUUCACCGAGCUUGUGUAGACCGUUCUGGGCGUUAUUUGUAUGUAUUUGGUGGAAUGGUUGAUGGUUUUCUUCAGCCUGCUGAACCUUCUGGACUAAGGUUUGAUGGGGAGCUCUUUCUUGUGGAGCUUGUGCUUCAGAUCUAGUUAAUAGGCAAUGGCUCUUUCUGUAGUGUGCAGUGUCUUCAAACUACAUACCAUUAUCUAGUAUAGUGCCAUUGUGUUAGAUAUUGUAAAAUAGUAGCUGUAUUGCUCAGCAGUGGCAAUAUCUUCUAUGAACUGCGACUGCAUAAUUAGAAAGCAAUGGUAUGAUUGUGAAGAUUACCAAAACGUUUGCACUCUUGAUUGCCAUUUUAAAAUUUUCAUGUCACUAACUGGUUGAGUCUUGUUGGGAUGGAAUCCUAGUCAAGACAUUAGGUUAAUUUGGGCAUCUUGACAAAGUUCUAACAUUUUUUU